CUGGAUGUUCCUGAGAGGGGAAAAGGCUCGGAGCUGCUUCCGCCGCCAUUGCGGAUUUCAGAGCAGAUCAGCCGCUGUGCCCAUCGCUGCUGAGCAGAAAACACACGGAAAGCGUACAAACUCAACACUUUGGCUGGCAUCGGACUUCAGAAACAUUGCCAACAGCGUACCACACAUUGGUUUUGUUCCGUUGUGCUGCAUUUUACCCUGGCUGGCUCCGACCUACAGUGAGGAGGUCGUAGCUAGCUAGCGCUGUGCUACCGCCUAGCUAACUAGCUGCAGCGGCUACAUAUUCAGGUCGGCGAAGCGCAAGAAAACCACAGCCAUGGCUCAGAUACUGCCUAUCCGCUUUCAGGAGCACCUGCAGCUCCAGAACCUGGGAAUCAACCCAGCCAACAUCGGCUUUAGCACUCUAACCAUGGAGUCCGACAAGUUCAUCUGCAUAAGGGAGAAAGUGGGGGAGCAGGCCCAGGUCGUCAUCAUUGACAUGGCUGACCCCAAUAAUCCCAUUCGCCGCCCCAUUUCUGCUGACAGUGCCAUCAUGAACCCUGCCAGCAAAGUUAUUGCCCUCAAAGACGCUGCAAAGACCCUGCAAAUCUUUAACAUUGAGAUGAAGAGCAAGAUGAAGGCUCAUACGAUGACGGACGAUGUGACUUUCUGGAAGUGGAUCUCUCUCAACACUGUUGCCCUGGUCACAGACAACGCAGUCUACCAUUGGAGCAUGGAGGGAGACUCUCAGCCAAUCAAAGUCUUUGACCGUCACUCCAGUCUGGCAGGUUGCCAGAUCAUCAAUUACCGCACCGAUGCCAAACAGAAGUGGUUGCUUCUCAUUGGCAUUUCAGCACAGCAAAACCGUGUUGUUGGAGCCAUGCAGUUAUACUCUGUGGAUAGAAAAGUGUCUCAGCCUAUUGAGGGUCAUGCUGCUGGUUUUGCCCAAUUCAAGAUGGAAGGCAACACUGAAGAGUCGACUCUGUUCUGCUUUGCUGUGCGUGGACAGGCAGGAGGAAAACUUCAUAUUAUUGAAGUGGGAACUCCACCAACUGGAAACCAACCUUUUCCCAAAAAAGCUGUAGAUGUUUUCUUUCCUCCAGAAGCCCAGAAUGACUUCCCUGUUGCCAUGCAGAUCAGUUCCAAGCAAGAUGUAGUCUUUCUCAUUACCAAAUAUGGCUACAUCCACCUGUAUGACCUCGAGACUGGGACUUGCAUCUACAUGAAUAGGAUCAGUGGAGAGACCAUCUUUGUGACUGCUCCUCAUGAACCCACUGCUGGUAUUAUUGGAGUUAACAGGAAAGGACAGGUGUUGUCAGUAUGUGUGGAGGAGGAGAACAUCAUUCCAUACAUCACCAAUGUGCUCCAGAAUCCAGACCUGGCUCUUCGCAUGGCUGUACGCAACAACCUUGCUGGUGCUGAGGAGCUGUUCGCCCGCAAGUUUAACACACUCUUUGCAGCAGGAAAUUACUCAGAAGCUGCCAAAGUGGCAGCCAACGCACCUAAGGGCAUUCUGCGAACUCCAGACACCAUCCGUAGGUUCCAAAGUGUUCCAGCCCAACCAGGCCAGACGUCUCCUUUGCUCCAGUAUUUUGGCAUUCUGCUGGAUCAAGGCCAACUCAAUAAGUUUGAGUCUUUAGAGCUGUGCAGGCCUGUGCUUCAACAGGGUCGCAAGCAGUUACUAGAGAAAUGGCUAAAGGAGGACAAGCUGGAGUGCUCCGAGGAGCUUGGAGAUUUGGUGAAAUCUGUAGAUCCUACUCUAGCCCUCAGUGUUUAUCUCAGAGCCAACGUCCCCAACAAAGUCAUUCAGUGCUUUGCAGAGACUGGACAGUUCCAGAAGAUUGUCCUUUAUGCCAAGAAGGUUGGCUACACUCCAGACUGGAUCUUUCUGCUAAGGAACGUGAUGCGGAUCAGUCCAGAACAAGGCCUCCAGUUCUCCCAGAUGCUGGUUCAGGAUGAAGAGCCACUUGCUGAUAUCACACAAAUUGUGGAUGUCUUUAUGGAGUAUAACCUGAUCCAGCAGUGCACAUCCUUCCUGUUAGAUGCCCUGAAAAACAACAGACCCAUGGAGGGACCUCUGCAGACACGUUUGCUAGAAAUGAAUUUGGUUCAUGCACCACAGGUUGCAGACGCCAUCCUUGGCAAUCAGAUGUUCACUCACUAUGAUCGCGCCCAUGUGGCACAGCUGUGUGAGAAGGCUGGCCUCCUGCAGAGGGCUCUGGAGCAUUAUACUGACUUGUAUGACAUAAAACGUGCUGUGGUCCACACACACCUUUUAAACCCGGAGUGGCUGGUGAAUUUCUUUGGCUCCCUCUCAGUGGAGGACUCACUGGAGUGCCUCAGGGCUAUGUUGUCAGCCAACAUUCGUCAGAACCUGCAGAUCUGUGUGCAAGUUGCUUCCAAGUACCACGAGCAGCUUACGACUCAGGCCCUCACUGAACUUUUUGAGUCAUUCAAGAGCUUUGAGGGGUUGUUCUAUUUCUUGGGCUCCAUUGUAAAUUUCAGCCAGGAUCCAGAGGUCCACUUCAAAUACAUUCAGGCUGCCUGUAAGACGGGCCAGAUCAAAGAAGUGGAGAGGAUCUGCAGAGAAAGCAACUGCUACGACUCUGAACGCGUGAAGAACUUCUUGAAGGAGGCCAAGCUGACUGACCAGCUGCCUUUAAUCAUUGUGUGUGACCGCUUUGAUUUUGUCCAUGACCUGGUUUUGUACCUUUAUCGCAACAGCCUGCAAAAAUACAUUGAGAUCUACGUACAGAAGGUAAACCCAAGCCGUCUGCCUGUAGUCAUCGGUGGUUUAUUGGAUGUAGACUGUGCUGAGGACGUGAUCAAGAACCUGAUCAUGGUGGUGAGAGGACAGUUUUCCACUGAUGAACUUGUUGCUGAAGUGGAGAAGAGAAACCGACUGAAGCUGUUGCUGCCCUGGUUGGAGGCUCGCAUUCAUGAAGGUUGUGAGGAACCUGCAACUCACAAUGCUUUGGCCAAGAUUUACAUCGACAGCAACAACAACCCUGAGCGCUUCUUAAGGGAAAACCCCUACUAUGACAGCCGUGUGGUGGGCAAGUAUUGUGAAAAGAGAGACCCCCACCUGGCCUGUGUGGCUUAUGAAAGAGGACAGUGUGACCAGGAGCUCAUUCUUGUGUGCAAUGAAAAUUCACUAUUCAAGAGUCUGUCCCGUUAUCUUGUACGUCGCAAGAACCCCGAGCUUUGGGCGAGUGUACUGCUGGAGACGAACAACUACAGAAGACCACUCAUCGACCAAGUCGUCCAGACAGCUUUAUCUGAGACCCAAGAUCCAGAGGAAGUGUCUGUCACAGUCAAGGCCUUCAUGACCGCUGACCUUCCCAAUGAACUCAUCGAGCUUCUAGAAAAGAUUGUGUUGGAUAACUCCGUCUUCAGUGAGCACAGAAACCUCCAGAACCUUCUCAUUUUGACAGCCAUUAAAGCUGAUCGAACUCGUGUCAUGGAGUACAUUAACCGUCUAGAUAACUACGAUGCCCCCGACAUCGCAAACAUCGCCAUCAGUAAUGAGCUGUUUGAGGAGGCCUUUGCUAUUUUUAGAAAGUUUGAUGUCAACACCUCUGCUGUGCAGGUUCUGAUUGAACACAUUGGUAACUUGGACAGAGCUUAUGAGUUUGCUGAGCGCUGCAACGAGCCUCCAGUGUGGAGUCAGCUGGCCAAGGCCCAGCUCCAGAAGGGGAUGGUCAAAGAAGCCAUAGACUCUUACAUCAAGGCUGAUGACCCUUCUGCUUACAUGGAGGUGGGACAAGCUGCAGCCCAAAGUGGAAACUGGGAGGACCUGGUGAAGUUCCUGCAGAUGGCUCGUAAAAAGGCUCGUGAGUCAUACGUUGAGACGGAGCUGAUCUUUGCCCUGGCUAAAACCAACCGCCUGGCUGAGCUGGAGGAGUUCAUCAAUGGUCCCAAUAACGCUCACAUCCAGCAAGUGGGUGAUCGUUGUUAUGACGAUAAGAUGUACGAGGCUGCCAAGUUACUUUAUAACAACGUGUCCAACUUUGGCCGUCUUGCGUCCACGUUAGUGCACCUGGGAGAAUAUCAGGCUGCUGUGGAUGGAGCCCGCAAGGCCAACAGUACCCGCACCUGGAAAGAGGUGUGUUUUGCUUGCGUGGAUGGAAAAGAGUUUCGUCUGGCCCAAAUGUGUGGCCUGCAUAUUGUCGUCCAUGCCGAUGAACUGGAGGAACUAAUCAACUAUUACCAGGACCGUGGUUACUUUGAAGAGCUAAUCACGAUGCUUGAGGCCGCUCUGGGGCUGGAGCGUGCUCACAUGGGGAUGUUCACCGAGCUGGCCAUCCUCUAUUCUAAGUUUAAGCCCCAGAAGAUGAGGGAACAUCUGGAGCUCUUCUGGUCUCGUGUCAACAUACCAAAGGUGCUCAGGGCAGCUGAACAGGCUCACCUCUGGGCUGAGUUAGUGUUCCUCUAUGACAAAUAUGAGGAAUAUGACAACGCCAUCAUCACGAUGAUGAACCAUCCAGCUGAUGCCUGGAAGGAAGGCCAGUUCAAAGAUAUUGUCACCAAGGUGGCAAAUGUGGAGCUGUACUACAAGGCCGUUCAGUUUUAUAUGGAAUUCAAACCAUUGUUGCUGAAUGACCUGCUCAUCGUUCUCUCUCCAAGACUGGACCACACACGGGCUGUGAACUACUUCAGCAAGAUGAAACAACUGCCUCUGGUUAAACCGUAUCUAAGGUCUGUCCAGAACCACAACAACAAGGGAGUGAACGAAGCACUUAACAACCUCUUCAUCACUGAGGAAGACUAUGCGGCACUGCGAACAUCCAUUGAUGCUUAUGAUAACUUUGACAACAUCUCCCUGGCCCAGAGUCUGGAGAAGCACGAACUAAUUGAAUUUCGGAGGAUCGCAGCGUACCUUUUCAAAGGGAACAACCGCUGGAAACAGAGCGUUGAGCUCUGCAAGAAGGACAAGCUCUACAAGGAUGCUAUGCAGUACGCAUCAGAGUCCAAAGACAUCGAGCUGGCCGAGGAGCUCUUGGCUUGGUUUCUCAACGAAGACAAGAAGGAGUGUUUUGCCGCCUGCCUUUUCACUUGCUACGACUUGCUGCGGCCAGACGUUGUGCUGGAAACCGCCUGGAGGCACAACAUCAUGGACUUCUCUAUGCCGUACUUCAUCCAAGUCAUGAGGGAGUAUCUCACAAAGGUGGACAAACUCGAAGCCUCAGAGUCUCUGAGGAAACAGGAGGAGCAGGCCACAGAGUCUCAACCCAUUGUUUACGGCACGCCCCAGCUCAUGCUCACAGCUGGGCCCAACAUGGCUGUGCCUCCUCAGCAGACCUACAGCUACGGCUACACGGCAGCACCAGCCUACAACCAGCCGCCACAGCCCAACUUUGGUUACAGCAUGUGAACCCCCGCCCCCCCCACACACACUAUGUGAACAAGCCCCUUCCUCCAGUCUGUGUUCCUCACCAGCUUCCCGUGGUCUCCUGCUCACAGCAG
Nematolebias whitei (Rio pearlfish) is the source of this 5454-nucleotide messenger RNA. RefSeq names its product clathrin heavy chain 1. The transcript is spliced from 33 exons. The record is from RefSeq and is a predicted model, not a curated record. Gene Ontology annotation, biological process: receptor-mediated endocytosis; intracellular protein transport; mitotic cell cycle. Gene Ontology annotation, molecular function: structural molecule activity; clathrin light chain binding. Gene Ontology annotation, cellular component: clathrin coat of coated pit; clathrin-coated endocytic vesicle; clathrin complex. The coding region runs from base 326 to 5362 and encodes 1678 amino acids. Lineage: Eukaryota; Metazoa; Chordata; Actinopteri; Cyprinodontiformes; Rivulidae.